AUGCCGGACUCGGAAUGGAAGCCUCAACCAGAUGACGAGACCAUCUACGGUAUCAAAGCCACUGGCGCCCCGACACAAUUUCUGGUCUCCGUGCCUCUUAAAGCCGUCGACAACCGAGAUGUGCUGCCAGACGUGGGCACCCGCGUUCGCAUCUAUACCCCUCUGCCGCAAGAAUUCCAUGUGUUGCCAGCCAGGCCUUUGACGGUGACACAGGUGGACUCGAUGACCCGAGCGCUUUGUCAAGCCUUGAGCCUCGCAGAGAACAAGGCCUACAACUGCCGCCGCGCUGAAGAACUGAAGAGAGCUGCGAGCCAGGCAAGCCAGGAUGACGACUACAGCGACCCAGAGGAAGAGGAACUUGAAUCGCUGGACGACAUUGCCACCUCUGCCUAUCUCCAAGCCGCAGCCCCCAAGGUCUUGAGCUACGUGGCAGCCUUCUCCGAAGAAGCAGACGCGGUCCUGCCUGACGCAGAAGAAUCGGUCAAACGAUACUUCGACGCCCUGAAGACCGCCCACACGCUCCGCAAGACUGACGACGAGAAAGACGUGGACCACCAACGACGCAUUCAUUCAUGGAUGAGCAAACAGACCGUGGUCUGCCGCACAACCCUUGACCAGAAACGUGGCCAACCACUGCCAGGCCUUCGUAUUCCCCUUCCCUCAGGAACUCUGGCUGAUGUGGCUAUCUUCGUCGUCUCCGCUCCAUCUCAACCAAACUGGCCGUACGGUUUCCGGCAACCACCCUUGACGAUCGACGUCAGACAAAAGUCUUUCCCAGCCAACCUGUCGGCUUACUGGCAAAAUUUGGCAGCCGCUGCGGGAAAGACAAUGGUUCGGAUUGACUACGACGUGGACGACAAGACAUGCAUGUUGGAAUGUGCAGCCGUCGCAGAACUCAAUGCCCUGGCUGAGGAAUCGGAAGCAACUGCUUGGUGGAAUCAUCUGGUUUCUUUCAGCCCCCACGUGACGCCGCCUGCCUACGACCUUACACAAAGGUUCACCGGCCUUGGCGAUGCCAUCGAUUCCGGACUGUUCAAGGGCCAACACGCAGAGGCAGUGGAAUGUCUCCGUCGCGCACGAAUGGGUCGAGCCUUCUACACGGGUGGCCCUGGAUCCGGCAAGUCUACUUUCGCGGUAUCCCUUGUGACAGCCAUUCUCGCUGGUAAGCAGAGAACCGUUGAACCAGUGCCCCGACCGGAAAGUCACAUGGAGGCUACCAUGCAUGAAUUCGGCCGCAAGGGCGACCUGCUUGUGGACUACAUUGCACCCACGCCGCCAGAGGACACGGUGGACGAAGACGACACCCAACAGCCUCCUGAUGACGAGUUUUCCUCCGGUCCGCAGGAACCGCUCGUUGGAACGGACUGGCUGGCCCCUGAAGGACAACUCGAGGACUUGGGUCCCAUCCUAUGGACGGCGCCACAGAACGCCCAGGUCAAAGACGCAGUGCAUAGACUUCAGCAACAGGCACCAAACAAAUUGGUCGUGCGCGUGUAUCCCUUUGAUCAGGAACUCCGCGCUCUGCUGGCAGCCGAACCUCGACAACCUGAAGUAUCGCCAGUUCCCACCAACGCCGCCAAGUCCGCCACGCAGCUGAUUACUCAUCUCAACGAAUACCGCCGACUUCUCUGGGCAGAUCAUUGCCCUGAACAAGACCCGAUGUCAGUCUCUUCUCAGCUGCGAAAUUUGAUCGGGAAUGACGAAACUGUCUGUCCGGACAUUGCGGAAGGUUGGAGGACUCAGGUUUCAGACCUAGCCGCGUUCAUUGUCAACAAAAAAGACUACCUCGAAAAGGCUCGCCUUCUGAUAUCUGACUUCGUCAGCUCGGCCCACGUCAUCGCCGGCACACCGGUGGCCCUCAAAAUGCUUGCCAACCACGUCCGAUUUCAACCCUCAUUUAUUGUGAUAGAUGAGGCCGGCCGAAUGUCGGAGAAUAUGUGCGUGAUGCCGAUUUCCAGUUACCCCACUACCCCAGCAAUCUGGAUGGGCGACAAUCAGCAAUUUGGACCUCGAGCCGCAGCAGACCAGGACCGUGAGUACAAACCCCUCUUCACACAACAACGUCGACGAAGCCUGCUGCGACGAGUCGAAGGUGCGGGACAGAUUGACUUCACGUUGUCCAUCAAC
This is a messenger RNA of Trichoderma citrinoviride, 2127 nucleotides long. RefSeq lists its product as hypothetical. NCBI's taxonomy places the organism in Eukaryota, Fungi, Ascomycota, Sordariomycetes, Hypocreales, Hypocreaceae. Gene Ontology annotation, molecular function: helicase activity. The annotation marks the transcript as partial. The transcript has a single exon. The record is from RefSeq and is a predicted model, not a curated record.